AAACAUGCAUACAGAACAGCGUCUGCACGGGUUAGCUUUCUAGCCGACAUCCCCUGAUGCACAGCAUUCGACAAUAAAGCUUCCCCAUAUUGGCCACCCCGACUACUUCUUCCACUCCGGCACUCGAACGUUCUGUUGUCAAAGGGUCACUGUCGCGGGAAAGGAAACGGAUGUCUGCGCCCACCAUAUCUGCAGCACAAGCAGUUGGAGAGUACCUACAGUUUCCUGACGACCUGGCGAAGAUCACCGCAUUCCGCAAGAAGCUCGAGAAGGAGAAGGCCUCCAUCGAUGCCAGGCUGAAGAGCGGCGUCAAGGAGCAGCUGGAUGCAACCCGAGAGGGUUUGCGUAAGCUGUUUAGUACGCGGAACAAUCUCCAGACAAUCAAGGAUGAGAUGGAGACGGUGGACAGGCUGUGCAAUGACCCUCAGAACACGGUCUCAACCUUUGACCAGAUUAGCAGAGUGUCAAUGGUGCAUCGAAACUUUGAGCGUACGGAGGAGAUGGUCAAUAAUCUGGUGGAGAUGGAGUCGCACCUCGACAUGCUAGAGGGCAUGCUUGAGGCAGACUGCCAGGACAUCCUAGGUCCGGCACCCAAUCUCCUUCGUAUCCACUACCAAAUCAACAGGCUGGAGGCCUUCCGCAACCAGACUAUGCACCAGGCCAAGAAGUCCAGCGCGCAUACAAGAGCCACGCUGGCAAAGUAUUUCGAGCGACUAAAUCGGCUAAUUGAAGCAUUCGACGAGUAUAUCAUGGCGCUUGCGAAGAACAUCCUCAUGAUUGUCAUGGAAGGCCAUCCGGAGACGGUUGUGAAACUCAUCAAGAUUGCCGAGAUUGAGGGGCGAGAGGACGAGAAGGCUAUAGCCAUCAAGCUUGUCAAGAAAGCCGCCAAGAUGGAUGCGGCAGCCAAGUUCAGGUCGAUGCAGGCAGACGCACGCAUCAUCAAGCAUUACCGCAUGAAAAUCAUGAAGAGCAUCACCGAAUCGAUCACAGCCACGUUCGAAGAGGCCUAUGCGAGCAGCGGCGAGAACCCUGCGGCUUUCAUCGAGAAUCUCGACUGGAUCUACCAGGACCUGAUCCACAUAGAGACGGACGUAGUGCCGUGCUUCCCGCCGUCGUACGAGAUCCACAAACAUUACGUGCGCGGGUACCACAAGGCGCUGAACGCGAUGCUCACAAAGAUCAUCAAGUCGGAACCCGAGGCGAGCGUUCUGCUGACGCUGAAUGCGUGGAUCAAGGAGUACAAGAAGAAGAUGAAGGAGCUCGAGAUCGCACCUGAGCUGCUCGAACCGCCGCUAUUGGACGGCAAGGAGCAGAGCCUGAUCGAGGACUACCUCAAGCUCAUCAUCAGGAAGCUCGAAGAGUGGACCGCGAACCUGAUGAAGACGGAGAUCGCCUCCUUCAUAGCGCGCGAGGAGCCGCCAGAGGUGAACGCCGACGGACUCUACGGCAUGCAGGGCUCGGUUAUCCUGUUCCAAAUGGUCAAUCAGCAAGUCGACAACGCGAUGGAGAGUGGACAGGGCAUGAUCCUCGCACGCGUCGUCGAGGAGGUGAGCCGCGCGAUGCGCGGGGUGCAGGACCGAUGGACGAAGCUCAUCGAGGCGGAAUACAAGAAGAACGUAGAGAAGCCAGAGGAGGUGCCCGGCGGUCUCGUCGAAUACUGCAUCGCGCUCGCGAACGAUCAGAUCAAAGCUGCAGACUUCACCGAGGCCCUCUCUGCGCGCAUCGAGCCCCUCGUCUCGGAGAAGUAUCGCGCGCCGAUUCAUGAUCGCCUCAACGACGCGAUCGACGGCUUCCUCGACGUCGCGAAGAAGUGCACGCAGACGCUGAUCGAUAUCAUCUUCAACGACCUCAAGCCCGCGACGAAGCAGCUCUUCACGCAGACAUGGUACGAUGGGAUCAGUGCGCAGAUCUUCGCGACGAUUCGUGACUACAUGUCCGACUACAAUGCGUAUCUCAACCCGACACUGUUGGAGCUGCUGGUGGAGGAGCUGCUCGACCAGUACCUGGUCACGUACCUGACGGGCCUCGCGAAUGCACCGAAACUCAAGAUACCUGCCGCGCUGGAGCGCAUCAAGGCGGACAUUGACGAGGCGUACAAGCUGUUUGGGCAGUACAAGAAGAUGAAGGAGCUUGAACCUCAGAUGCAGGUGCUCGAGAUGGUCCUCUCCAUGCUCGAGGCGUCUCAGAGCUUGGUGUUCCUCUCGUACUGGUCGUUCGCAAAGGUGUACGGUCCGAACAUUGCAUUUGUGGAAGCAUUGAUGAAGGCGAGAGGAGACUUGGAUCGGUCUGGAGUGAGCGAGGUGAUGGACAGCAUCAAGCGGAAAGUGAAGGAAGAAAAUCUCACUGAUCCACCUGAGCCGACCAUCAUGAAGAAGAUCUCAGUCCAAGGCGCACUCUCUCGGUUCCUCGCGCGCACAUAG
Molecule: messenger RNA, 2420 nt
Organism: Laetiporus sulphureus 93-53
Lineage: Eukaryota; Fungi; Basidiomycota; Agaricomycetes; Polyporales; Laetiporaceae
Product: exocyst complex component sec6
Exons: 4
Coding region: 171-2420 (749 amino acids)
Biological process (GO): exocytosis; exocyst localization
Cellular component (GO): exocyst
Molecular function (GO): SNARE binding
Source: RefSeq, a predicted model, not a curated record